Molecule: messenger RNA, 426 nt
Organism: Striga hermonthica
Lineage: Eukaryota; Viridiplantae; Streptophyta; Magnoliopsida; Lamiales; Orobanchaceae
Source: the annotation of a GenBank genome assembly
AUGGAUACUCGACUUCAAAUCGGGAGUCUUUACUCUCAAAAUCUACGGAACAUAAAAUCAAAUCGGAAAAUUCUCAAACCCUUCUGCUCGAAAACGCCAACGCCGCCGCCGCCGCCGCCCCGGAAAAACGGAGACGGCGACGCUGGCGACAGUAAAGGUAAUAAGUAUUCAAUGGACUGGGACAAGGCUUGGUCGAGCUUCAAAAGGCAAGGAAAAAAGACUUUGUUCUCAAAUUUCUCACCGGACAAAUACGUGAGUUGGAACCCAAAACGUUCCGAGUAUCCAUUGUCAGAAGAAAUCGACCCGAUCAAAAGAACUGAGAGGUCUAAUCUUAUGCUAUGGACCAGCCCACGGUUCACGCUAGCUGGGGCAAUUGUAAUAGUUAGUUUUCUUUUACUCUACACAUUACUAGCCCUGAUUAAGUGA